AAGGGCGCAGGCAGAAGCAUCCUGGCCUGACUUACUGCCAUUUCCACCUCAGACCCCAUUUCACCCGUUGGGUGAAACAAAGUUCAGGUUCUCAAACCCUAGGGGACUGGGAACCUUCUAAUAGCUUGACCUACCUCCUCCUUAAACCACAGAAAUAGCCAUUAUGCAUCUUUACUUCUCUAGAAACAUUAUGGCUGUUCCUAACAACAGAAAGAACAAAUGAAUUUGAUUGGUUGGACUGAAAAGCUCAAACUGUAUGUCGGUUGACAAGGAAGCUCCUAAUCUAAAUCUUGAUUGGUGAAAAUUAUAACUGUAACUUGGCAACACAUGCUUGUGAUUUUGUGCUUAAAUACUUGUUUUAAUGGGCAUUUGGAGCCGUGCUCCCGAGUCUGUUCUGUGGCCCUGAUCCAUCAGUCCCCUCCCCUUCCCCCCUCCUUUUGUGCUUCCCUAGUUUAAACCUUGCCUUGAGGUAACCUCUGUGUCUGCUUGGGUUGAUUCGGAGCCUCGGACCACAGCAAAAUAAAUUCCGAUCCACUUCUCAGACUCCUAAACCACGUCCACAUGCUGCACGGUAGGAUACAGCCUUGAGUGAUGCCAUUCUUGGCAGGCCGGAGGUUAAAUUCUGGUGCCCCAUCGACUGUGCCUGCCCUCCAGUACCAGGCCCCGCCCAGUGAGGCACAAUUCGGGAAUGCGUAAUCACUCAGUCUCCACCCCUGGGAAGUCCCUACCCUGUUCUUAGUCCGGAAGUCUGUGGGACAGAAGUCCGGAAGUUCGAGCGGCUGUUCCCUAGCUCGCUCCGGCUAAUUCGGUACGCUUUCCUCUAUCCCGGCCCAAGUGUGUGUCCCGAGGCUUUUCUGGUUCCGGCCCGCUGUGCUUCCCGUUCUCACGUUCCUGCCCUGUGCGGGUCAUUGCUUGCAGACCUGGAUCGGGCCCACGGCAGAUUGAGCAGACCGGGCGUGUGCACUCCGGAGGAGCGAGCGGAACGGGCGCCGCUUGUGGAGCUUGUUGAGGUUGCAGGCUUCAGCUGUGUGUCUUUCUCAGCCUGGUCUGCUGUGAAGUGAAGCCCAGAUUCCAGGGAUGUACAUGCAGGUGGAGACACGAACCAGCACCCACCUCCAUCUGAAGAGGGCUCCAGGCAUCCGGUCUUGGUCCCUGCUGGUCGGAAUAUUAUCCACUGGCCUGGCUGCUGCCUAUUACAGUGGAGAUAGUCUGGGCUGGAAGCUCUUCUAUGUCACAGGCUGCCUGUUUGUGGCUGUACAGAACUUGGAGGACUGGGAGGAAGCCAUUUUCAACAAGAGCACUGGGAAGGUCAUCUUAAAAACAUUCAGCCUCUACAAGAAGCUGCUGACUCUUCUCAGAGCAGGCCAUGACCAAGUGGUGGUCCUGUUGAAAGACAUCCAGGAUGUGAAUGUGGAGGAAGAAAAGGUCCGUUAUUUUGGGAAGGGCUACACCGUGGUGCUCCGGUUUGCAACAGGCUUCUCCCAUCCCCUUACUCAGAGUGCAGUCAUGGGCCGACGCAGUGAUGUGGAAGCCAUUGCCAAACUCAUCACUAGCUUCUUGGACCUGCACCGCCUGGAGAGCCCCUCAGAACGGUCACAAAGCAGUGACAGUGAAGCUGAUGGCCUGGGUGACCAGAGCUGACAUUGUGGAAUGACUGCUGGUAAAUGUCACCCAUUUCUGACAUGUCUCCAACUGACUUGCCAAUUAUGAGGGUGCAGGCAGAUCUUGGGCAUCUGCCUAUGGCUCCUUGGGCAGUUCUUGUGUGGACCACCUGCCUUUUGCUUGUUUAUGCUUCUAUGCUUUGCAGAACCAUGGGCUGGACAUCUUCCACAACCCAGAUGCAGGAGGUUGGUGCUAUCCAGAGGAGGGCAGGAUCUCAGAAAUCAGUGCUUUCUCCAGUUAGACUGCAGCUCUAUCUUAGGUAGCACAGCCUGGUUUGGAUAAGCUCACCCAAGGGCAUCUGAGGUAUAAGAUGCCAGUCUUUCUUCAGCAUAGGCCUAGUGCCUGCCUUCAAGAGGCCUUGCCAUCCCAGGCUGUUGUAGUCCAGACUCCACUUCAUAGUGAGACACCCAUAUGCAUAUAAGGAGGAUCCACUCCUUCUGUGCAUACUGGUUUAGACUUGUUGCUAUAAAUCCUGAUGUCUCCUCUCCUUGACCAUCCCUUCUCAAGAUGGACAUUUUGGAGGUCAGGGGCUUACCUGAAGGCAGCUCUGAAUGCUGGAUGCCUGGGUGCUGCCUGGCUGCAGAACUCUCAGAGAAAUCAGAGUGCUGCUGACUGCCCUGCUCCUGCCUAGACCACUUGUCUGAGAUCCCAGCAGUGUUGCAGCCUAGCUGUUAGGAAGGGAAAGGCUCUCCCAACCCAAUCUGGGAAGAAGCUGCUAGUGGAGGAAAGGCCACCUCUUCUGGCAUCCUGUAGCCUUUAAACCUGGGAGCUCCUUUACAGAAAUUGAGUCUUAGCCUCUCAAGCCUUGAAAAGACCUGAAGAAGAUAGGCAUGUGAUACACACCCCUAUAAAUCUCAGUCUUAAGAAGUGGGGCAGGAAGAAAGUUCAAGGCCAGUCUGUGCCACUGCCUCUUCUAACGGAAGUUGGUACCAGCCACUGAUGGUUCUUUUCUGCUCUACUAGUCUUCUGAGUGGACUCAAGUCUCUCAAAAAUUACAGUGUCCACUAAGUUCCCAGCUUGGCUUCUAGGCCUGAAAGCUGUGGACCUCUGGUCUACACACAGCCCCCCCUCAAAAGUUGUGUACCAUGCCUGGCCAGGGAGAACUGGGAAAUUGAGGAGUUAUAUAGACAAAGAAGUCAAGGCAGCCCUGAGGCCACUGUACUUGGGCUGAGCAGGAAUAGUUAGGCCAGAACCCUUAACAGGUUUUCUUUGAAGUGACUGUUACCAGUUCUGACUUGGGGAACAUGAUCCCUUGAACAUGCCAAAGUGAGCUUUUUAAAUGGUCAAGUUAGAGAAUUUUUUUUCCACAAAUGAAAAGUAUGAAAUAACAGCUGUUGGCUUUUGGCUUGUUGCCUAUAGACUCUUAAGGUACUUUAGACAAAGGAGGAGGAUUCUGUUUCUUGGGUGCUGUCAUAUCCCCUUCCUAUGUUUCCCAGUGUUGGGACUCACUCCUCAGUGAAGGAAUGAAGCCCUCUAUGAGCCAGGGUGGUGGUAAAACGCUGAUCCAAGUUUCUGUUAGUGGGACUUCUGCUUCUACUGUUUGUUUGUUUGUUUUUUAUUUCAUAAUUAAAAAGCUCUACAUGCAGAUUGCAAA
Messenger RNA from Peromyscus leucopus (white-footed mouse), 3256 nucleotides. RefSeq names its product cytochrome b-245 chaperone 1. The transcript has 7 exons. The record is from RefSeq and is a predicted model, not a curated record. NCBI's taxonomy places the organism in Eukaryota, Metazoa, Chordata, Mammalia, Rodentia, Cricetidae. Bases 1078 to 1641 code for a protein of 187 amino acids.